Messenger RNA from Zingiber officinale, 2285 nucleotides. Its product is annotated as auxin efflux carrier component 6-like. Gene Ontology annotation, molecular function: auxin efflux transmembrane transporter activity. Gene Ontology annotation, cellular component: plasma membrane; endoplasmic reticulum. The record is from RefSeq and is a predicted model, not a curated record. The transcript is spliced from 6 exons. Lineage: Eukaryota; Viridiplantae; Streptophyta; Magnoliopsida; Zingiberales; Zingiberaceae. The coding region runs from base 273 to 1889 and encodes 538 amino acids. Gene Ontology annotation, biological process: auxin export across the plasma membrane; auxin polar transport.
GAUAGAAUUGAAUUAAAUUCUCGGAUCAAGGCUCCCCGAAUUUUAACAAGAAUCAAGCAGCAAAAGACAAACUGUGUCAGAAGUCAUACAAUUGCUCGCGUGAACUCGUUUUCACCUCUAGUUUAAUUUAUAAUUCUUGAAAGAGAAAUAUCAUUUAAUUAUUUAUUAUUAUUUUCGAAUAAUUAGCUAUUCCAUGCAUAUAUCAUCUAAUGGAUCCUUAGCGCAGCACUACUCCUCUCCGGAACCCUUCGCCUCCAUCGUCGGCGGUCGAGAUGAUUGCUUGGAAGGAUUUCUACGCCGUCAUGUGCGCCAUGAUCCCGCUCUACUUCGCCAUGUUCCUCGCCUACGGUUCCGUCAAGUGGUGGAAGAUCUUCACGCCGGAGCAAUGCUCCGGCGUGAACCGCUUCGUCGCCACCUUCGCGGUUCCUGUCCUCUCCUUCCACUUCAUCGCCCAAAACAACCCUUUUCAGAUGGACUUCCGUUUUCUCCUCGCCGACACCCUCUCCAAGCUCUUCGUCCUCUUCCUCCUCUUUCUCUGGGCCUCCUUCUCCGCCGCCGCUUGCAGCUCCAGUCGCCGCCGCCUUGACUGGGUCAUCACCUUGUUCUCCGUUGGCACGCUGCCUAAUACUCUCGUCAUGGGCAUUCCUCUCCUCCGCGCCAUGUACGGGGAUUUUACGCAGAGCCUCAUGGUGCAGCUAGUCGUGCUCCAGUGCAUAAUUUGGUACACGCUCUUGCUAUUCCUCUUCGAAUACCGCGCGGCGACGCUGAUGAUCCAAGACCAGUUCCCAGGCGCGGGGGCGGCGGCGAUAACCAAGUUUGAGAUCGACGGCGACAUUAUCUCCCUGGACGGGCGCGAUCCGCUCCAGGCCGAGUCGGAGAUCGACGCGGAGGGGCGCAUUCGCGUCCGUAUUCGGCGCUCCACCUCAUCGGCUCCGGGUUCUGCCAUCUCCUCCUCCCUCGGCAUCACGCCCCGCCGCCUGUCCAACAUCUCCGGAGCGGAGAUUUACUCGGUCAACACGCCGGUGCGACCGGCUCCGCCGGCAGAGCAGCAACUCACAGUGCGGGACAUCACAUUCGGCUACCGCUCUGCCAGCCCUUACCCCUCGGGCUACGCCUCCUCAGACGCGUACUCCCUCCAGCCCACGCCGCGGGCCUCCAACUUUAACGAAACCGAAGUCGUCGGCACGCCGGCGUGGGCACGCUCGCCGGCGUGCAGGCCAACCUGGAACCAGUCCCCAGCGCCUUCGUUGGUGUGGCCCGAUGGCGGACAAGGAGACAAGGAUGUUGGAGAGGAAAAGGAUUUGAGCUUCAGGAGCACUGCGAAGUUUGUGGAGCGCAAAGAAGACGAGCAAAUGGCCAUCGAAUACGACCAAGAUCAAGAGAUGCCCGCCACUCGGGUCAUGGUGAGGCUCAUUCUUACCAUGGUCGGCCGCAAACUCUCCCGCAAUCCCAACACUUACUCCAGCGUUUUGGGCCUCCUCUGGUCGCUCAUCUCAUUCAAAUGGAAUUUAGACAUGCCAAUUCUGGUGAAGGAAUCCAUCAAGAUAAUCUCAGACGCAGGGCUGGGGAUGGCCAUGUUUAGUCUAGGGCUGUUCAUGGCGCUGCAGCCAAGGAUCAUCGCCUGUGGACCAAAGAUGGCAGCCAUUAGCAUGUCCAUCCGCUUUCUUAGUGGGCCCAUGGUGAUGUCAGCGGCCUCCAUGGCAGUGAAGCUGAGAGGAGUAAAACUUCAUACGGCCAUCGUCCAGGCAGCUCUUCCUCAAGGAAUCGUGCCGUUUGUGUUCGCGAGGGAGUAUGGUCUUCACCCUGACAUCCUGAGCACCGGAGUGAUCUUCGGCAUGCUCGUGUCUUUGCCCGUCACCCUCCUCUACUACGUCCUCUUGGGCCUGUAACAGAGGAUCAUCUACCCGUCCAAUGUGCUAUCUAUCUAUCUAUCCUAUUUAUCUAUCAUUCGUGUCCCCACGCUGCUCUGCUCCACCUCAAUGCCUCUUGAUCAGGCGUGAAUUGGGUUUCAGAUUCCACACAUCAUUGAGUCUAUAUGAAGCAUCAAUUACAUUCCGAGUUCGUCUCCUGAUUGAACUGCGCAUGGCGAAAAGGUGCCCCUACAAAGUUUAGUGGUAGCCAAAAGAAGGAAGGAGAAUCGAGUAGAGAGGUUUAUAUGUUUGUGAUGGUGUGUGAUAUGAUUAGGGUUUGUAGCUAGGGAUGGUCCUGUGGGUGGUUGACCAGAGAGGAGUCAUGAUGCCAUGAGACUCUUGAAUGAAGAAACUCUUAUGCCUUUUGGCUUACAA